AUGUCAUUUCUUAUUGAUAGAUUUAAAAAUUCUGAUUUUGAUGAAGUAGCAAAUGAAAAAGAAAAUGAGAGUAAACUUCCUCAUAUGAAUGAGGAACCAAUAAAUCCAUCCAAAAACCUCAGAAAAAAGCUGAAUUUAAAUGAUACCGUUUAUUCUGAUUAUGGCUCUUGCAUAAAAUCGCUUUUAAUAGCUAAAUCCCCCUUAGUAAACAAGCAGAGCUAUUAGAUAAAUUCUACUUAUUUGGGAAAUUAGCCUAUCAGUAAGCAAGCAAAAAAUAUUAUUAUAUAUAAAUGAUAAUUUCUGUAAUAAAUCUAUCGAUAAUUUUACUAAAUUCAAAACAGUUUAUUUUUUUUAAAAUAAACUUUAUGAAAUUAUGAAAUGAAAUUAAUUUUUUAAUUAUAAAUAUUCCUAAAAUCGAAAAAUAUUAACAACUUAUAUUUAAUUUUUUAAAAUUAAAUUCCCUGAGCGCAAAAAUAUUUAAUUUGGUCCAGAGAGUAGAAAAGAGUAAAGAAACUGAAUACGACACUUCAGAUUGCUUGGCAAAUCAUCGUAUAACUGAGGAUCAACGCAGCAAAAUGGUCGAUUGAAUUGCAGAAGUCAUUCACAUUUUCAAUUGCUCAAUUGAAACUUUCUUUUUAGCAGUAAAGAUAAUGGAUCGCUAUUUUAAACUGCUAAAGCGGACGGUUGGUAUUGAAGAACUUCACGUAAUUGGAGCAGCCAGCAUAUACAUUGCAUCGAAAUUUCAAGACAUAGUUCCAUUGACCAUGAAUACUUUAUAUUCAAAAGUUGUUCAUUGUAUCUUGCCAACAAGCUACAUAAAAAAGGUCGAAAGAGAUAUUCUUCAUACCUUGAAUUAUCAGCUAGAUUUUCCGACUGUAUUAGAAUUUUUAUACCCCCAUUUAAUAGGCCAAAAUGACGAAUUUUCAAAAACAGCCAUCGUAAUCUCCGAAUUAUCUCAGCUCAGCUACGAGUUAUCAUCCCUAAAGCCUUCUCAUCUUGCAUUAGCAAUUUAUAUCCUUGCCCGACAAGUCAUUCUAAAGCAUGAACAAAUUUAUAUCCGAGGCCCUGUGCUUGAAGCCCUUAACGAACUGAAAAAGUUCCUCAUUGACUACUGCUUCAACUGCAACGAAAUGGUGUCAAUCUUGACCAACUACAACGCAAAAAUAAAUUUAAACACAGGCAAACUGCUUGAGUUUAAAGACGAAUCCUUCAUGUAA
Molecule: messenger RNA, 1217 nt
Organism: Blepharisma stoltei
Lineage: Eukaryota; Ciliophora; Heterotrichea; Heterotrichida; Blepharismidae
Source: the annotation of a GenBank genome assembly